GAAUCUGAUUUGCUAAAUCGGAGGAACGUAUUUGGCUCAAACACUUAUCCUCGGAAAAAAGGAAGGAGCUUCUGGAGGUUUGUUUGGGAAGCUUGCCAAGACCUUACCCUGGUUAUUUUGAUGGUAGCUGCAGUGGCUUCCUUGGCCCUGGGUAUAAAGACAGAGGUUAGCUUUGGCGGGGCACAUUUACCUGCGUACACUUUUACAACUAUCAGUGACUAUAAGCAAUCUCUUCAGUUUCAAAAUUUAGAUGAGGAGAAGAGAAACAUACACUUGGAGGUUGUUAGAAGAGGUAAAAGAGUUGAAGUUUCAAUAUAUGAUGUCGUUGUGGGUGAUAUUGUACCCCUCAACAUUGGAGAGAGCAAAAUUGUGCACAAGAAUUCUAAGGAACCAUUCCUUAUGUCUGGAUGCAAGGUGGCUGAUGGAAGUGGAACUAUGCUGGUAACCAGUGUUGGGAUUAAUACCGAGUGGGGAUUGCUAAUGGCAAGUAUUUCUGAAGACACUGGUGAAGAGACACCGUUGCAGGUACGCUUGAAUGGUGUCGCAACUUUCAUUGGUUUUGUUGGACUCAGUGUAGCUUUUGCUGUCUUGGUGGUUCUUUUAGUCAGAUACUUCACUGGCCAUUCAAAAAAUGCUAAUGGAACUGUGCAGUUCACUGCUGGCAAGACUAAAGUUGGAGCAGCUGUUGAUGGAGCCAUUAGAAUUCUUACCGUUGCUGUUACAAUUGUGGUUGUUGCAGUGCCUGAAGGACUUCCCUUAGCUGUUACGUUAACACAUUUGUUUGAGGCUUAUGUCGGCGACAAGAAAAUUGAUCCUCCUGACAGCAGCUCACAAUUAUCUCAGACACUAACCUCAUUGCUUGUUGAAGGCAUCGCACAGAACUCAAAUGGUAGUGUUUUCACUCCGGAGGGUGGUGGAGAUGUGGAGGUUUCUGGGUCACCAACAGAGAAGGCAAUUCUUAAUUGGGGAAUCAAGCUUGGUAUGAAAUUUGAUGCUGUCAGAAAGGAGUCAUCUAUCAUUCAUGUUAUCCCAUUCAACUCAGAGAAAAAACGAGGCGGUGUUGCUAUACGAUUGCCGGACUCAAAAGUGCAUAUUCACUGGAAAGGAGCUGCUGAAAUAGUGUUAGCUGCAUGCACACAAUACCUUGAUGCUAAUGAUAACUUGUUAGCAAUAGAUGAAAACAAGGGGGCAUUUUUUAGAAAUGCUAUUGAAGAUAUGGCUACUCAUAGUUUGCGUUGUGUUGCUAUUGCGUAUAGAUCAUAUGAAAGUGAAAGGGUUCCAACUGAUGAAGAAGAACUUACUCGGUGGGCUUUACCUGAAGAUGAUCUUGUUUUGCUGGCUAUUGUUGGUAUAAAGGAUCCUUGCCGACCGGGUGUAAGAGAUUCUGUGCGGUUAUGCCAAAUUGCUGGUGUUAAGGUACGUAUGGUGACCGGUGACAAUCUCAAAACUGCUAAGGCAAUUGCUUUAGAAUGUGGAAUACUAGAAUCAGAUGCAGAUACCUCUGAGCCUAAUCUAAUUGAAGGGAAAGUGUUCCGUGCCCUAACAGAAGCACAGAGAGAGGAAUUUGCUGAGAAAAUAUCUGUGAUGGGGCGAUCAUCUCCUAAUGAUAAACUUUUGCUUGUACAAGCAUUGAGAAAGAAGGGACAUGUUGUUGCUGUAACUGGAGAUGGCACUAAUGAUGCACCUGCUCUACAUGAGGCUGACAUUGGCCUUUCAAUGGGUAUUUCUGGGACGGAAGUUGCUAAAGAGAGUUCAGACAUUAUUAUCUUAGAUGACAACUUUUCUUCAGUUGUUAAGUGUGAGAGGAUAAAGACGGCGAGUACGCCAUUUGUUUCUCACUCCGGCUGGCCAGGAGAGGUGGCGGGUUUGUGUCUAGCGGGAGGGAGUUGGUUUGUUCUACAACGGAUAAGAUAGACUGAUGGAAUCCAUCACUCUUGAUUUGUGUGUAGGGUCCAUCCUCUUUUUUGGCGCAACGAUUAAAACAGUUGACGAUUA
This is a messenger RNA of Rubroshorea leprosula, 1995 nucleotides long. The record is from the annotation of a GenBank genome assembly. Lineage: Eukaryota; Viridiplantae; Streptophyta; Magnoliopsida; Malvales; Dipterocarpaceae.